Morus notabilis is the source of this 2792-nucleotide messenger RNA. Its product is annotated as BEL1-like homeodomain protein 6. Gene Ontology annotation, molecular function: RNA polymerase II cis-regulatory region sequence-specific DNA binding; DNA-binding transcription factor activity, RNA polymerase II-specific. NCBI's taxonomy places the organism in Eukaryota, Viridiplantae, Streptophyta, Magnoliopsida, Rosales, Moraceae. The record is from RefSeq and is a predicted model, not a curated record. The transcript has 6 exons. Bases 412 to 2466 code for a protein of 684 amino acids. Gene Ontology annotation, biological process: regulation of transcription by RNA polymerase II.
CAAAAGAAUCAAUAAUAUUUGUUGUUUUUUCAUGUUUGUAUUAGUAAAAACAUAAGUAAAAAGUUAUAGGGUUAAGGUUUUGGUUUUCUCUUUCACUUUCUCUCGGGAUCGGGAAGGUGUUUUGGAUUGUGUUUGGAGCGGAUUGGUUGUUUGUCUCCAAGCUUUUCUGUUCCCCAUAUCGCCCACAACUGUUACGGGUCUCCAGGAUUUCUUCAUUUCUGGGUUGUUUUUGUUUGCAUGGGAUUUUGGGUCUGUCUCGCUCUUUGCUCAUAGUAAUUUCAGAUACUUGGGUUAGGUUAAUUCUCUCACCUGAUAAAGUGAUGCAGAAAUAAUGUUCCAUGUCUGAUUGUGAGAUCUAAUUUGCAAAACUGGGCAAAGAAAGUUUCAAGCUUGAGAUAGAAAAAAGACAAUAUGGCAACUUAUUACUCUAGUUCAAACAAUCAAAGAGAGGCUGCCCCAAUGCUGUAUUCAAGGGAACACUUGCCUAGUUCUUAUCCAGAAGCUUCCGUUCUUCCCACAAACAUGAUGAUGUACAUGAAUUCGGGUUCAUAUCCCGACGCAUUAGGUGGGAAUUCUCAGCAGCAAAGUAACUGCAAUAUUGAAAUGCCACCAAUGGGGGCUUCUGAUUCCACCCCACAACAGCAGGACAUCUUGUCGAAUCUUGGGGGCGGUUCAAGAAUCGGAGAGCACAAUUUUGGUGAAUGGAGAGAUGGUAAAAAUGACUUGGUAGUGACUCACUCAAUGGGGGGUGGGGCUCCAAGCAUUCUUCAUGGUGGACAGAACUUGCAGGGUGGUCAAGGAUUGUCCCUUAGUCUUGGCACACAAAUUCCAUCAGGAAUCCAAAUGCCUUCAAUCUCGUUCCGCAAUCCUAACAUGGGUUUUGCUUCUUUCUUGAGCCCGAAUCCGUCGAUUUCAGGGGAAAGGAGUGGCUGUUCAAGGGAUGAUCAGCCGAGGAAUGUUGAAUAUUUGGCGCCUGGUUUUCCUGGGGGUAAUCAAGAUUUAAGUAAAGGGGAAUUGUCUCCAUAUGGGCUGUCAAGUGUUGCAAGAACAGUUCCUAGCUCUAAGUAUCUCAAGGCGGUGCAACAACUGCUCGAUGAAGUUGUCAAUGUCCGAAAAGCGCUGAAGCAGCAUGACAAUGAGAGGGGCCAAACUGGGCAGGAGCAGCGGAUGAAAAGCUCCAAGGAGGGUGAUGAAGGAUCAAAGAAUGAAUCUACACCUGGAGGUGGAGAGUCGACCACUAACUCACAACCCGAGCUUUCACAUGCCGAGAAGCAAGAUCUACAGAACAAAUUGACAAAACUCUUAUCCAUGUUGGAUGAGGUUGACAGAAGGUACAAGCAAUAUUACCAUCAGAUGCAGAUUGUGGUAUCAUCAUUUGAUGCAAUCGCAGGAUGUGGAUCAGCAAAACCAUACACGGCACUUGCCCUCCAGACUAUUUCACGCCACUUCCGGUGUUUGCGGGAUGCUAUCACAGGCCAAAUAAAAGCAACCCGCAAAAGCCUUGGCGAGGAAGAUGCUCCAGGAAAUGUGAAAGGAGUUGGAAUAUCGCGCUUGCGAUACGUGGACCAGCAGCUUAGGCAACAGAGAGCUCUUCAGCAGCUUGGUAUGAUGCAGCAACAUGCGUGGAGACCACAAAGGGGGCUUCCAGAAAGCUCUGUGUCGAUUCUACGUGCGUGGCUGUUUGAGCAUUUCCUUCACCCGUAUCCCAAGGAUUCUGAUAAGAUCAUGCUAGCAAGGCAGACAGGCCUAACUAGAAGUCAGGUCUCAAACUGGUUUAUAAACGCAAGGGUGCGUCUGUGGAAGCCCAUGGUUGAAGAGAUGUACAAAGAAGAGACAGGUGAUGCUGAGAUGGAUUCUAAUUCAUCCUCCGAAAAUUCGGCCAAAGCAACAAAAGGCGACGUUAGGACCUCCGAGGACAAGGGGGCAGACAUGCAGCAGCAAAGUGCGAGUUCAACAGGCACUGAGAGAUGCAGCACUGGCCAAUUCAUGGAGUCAAAAACCGACCAUGUUCCUGAUGUAGAAAUGGCAGGAUCAAUUCGAUCCGCCAGUUUCCACAAUGUCCCUCGCCGUGAAGCAGAGGCUGAAUACGGGCUAAUAAUGAAGCGCAGGGAGGAACAAAGGCCCGGUAUGGACGACUGCAGUCUCUUUCCCGACACAAUGGUUCAGUCUGAUGGAAGCAACGAAAGAUACAUGGCUGCAGCUGCUGCAUACCACAUGUCGGAGUUGGGGAGGUUCGGGGGCGGUAGCGGGGUGUCUCUCACUCUGGGAUUGCAGCAUUGUGAUGUUGGUAGCCUACCAAUGUCUAGUGGGACACAUCACAGUUUUGUUGCCAUGAGAGGGGAUGAUAUAUACAAUGCUGCAGCUUCUUCAGUAGGAGCUGAGACAGCAGAUUUUGAGUGUGUGAAUUCGGGGAACCAGCAGCCUCGAUUCGCUUCUUCCCAUUUGCUACAUGAUUUCGUAGUGUGAGAAAAAGGAUAAAUAAAUAAAUAAAUGAAAAAAAUGCUUGAUUGGAGAUAUCAACAAUGGGGUGACAACAAUUCUUAAAAGGUGAGGAACAAGACUUGACAGUGAAAAUCAGGUCUUGCUUUGCUUGCAAUGGUAGGAAAUUUGUAGUCUUCCAAAUAUGGAAACACCUAAACACAGUUGUAUUAUAUCAAGAAAUUGGUUGGUAAGGUCAGCAUAUUUGUAUAGAUGAGAUGUACAAGUAGUAACAACUUUGGUAUUGAAGUACAAAUAAAAAACAAAUAUACUGUCGUUUGAUAUAAAUAAUUUUCCUAAGUUGAUUUAAGUUU